Molecule: messenger RNA, 7793 nt
Organism: Pelobates cultripes (western spadefoot toad)
Lineage: Eukaryota; Metazoa; Chordata; Amphibia; Anura; Pelobatidae
Source: the annotation of a GenBank genome assembly
AGAUAAACUAAAUCAAGAAAUUAGGAUUCCAAAAUAAAAACCUGGUAAGUGACCACAUAUUGUUAUUAUUAUUAUUAUCAUUAUUGCCAUUUAAAUAGCGCCAACAGAUUCCAUAGCGCUUUACAAAACUAUCAGUGAAAGAAGUAAAACUAGCAAACAAAACAAAAAAAAAGAAUGAACAUAAAAUAACAAGACUAUUAGUGCACCAACUUAUAAAAAGCUCAGUCACUUUACUGUGUGUACGAUUUUAUGAAUAAUAUAUUACCCCGCCAAUAUAAAUAUAAAAUUAAUAGAGCACUAAAAUCUGCUCUCCACGGGUAGAAUAAACAGUCUCAAGUAAUGUACCUUGUUUUUUGAUUAUUCUUACACUCCAGCGUGUGUCAUUUUUAUGGCUCUUUUUUUGUCUGUUUUUUGUUCUCACGUGUCUGCCUCUGCUCUGUAUGUGUUUGUGUACUCUGUUUGUGUCUCUCUAGUAUGCAUUAGAUUGUACAAUGUCAAUUUAUUUCUGUUUCCUCUCUGUAACUAUUUUAAAUAUGUCUGCCCACUCUUGUUUUCUCUCAGUGGCUUGUCUUUCUCUCUGUCAAUGUCUGUCCACAAUCUGUUUAUUUAUUAUGAAAUUUGCACCCAGUUUAUUCUUUCCUCUGAGUCUAACCAAAUAAAGUGCAGAUAUAGGAAUAUCCUAAAAAUACACCAGAGGGUGCUAGACACCAGUGUAAUAUACUUGGUUUCUGCUCCGCAAGUAAUGUCAAGCCUCGAUAGCAAACCAGUAACCAACCUCAUGCUGAUGAAUUGCAUUAACAACGAAACAGCUGUCAUUGAGUGGCUGACUGGCUUUGCAUUUCUUCCUGAGUUGUGUUAAAAAGCAGUAGUAUACAGCAGACAUAAACCUCAAGGAAUCCAUGUUUAAAAUGGAAUAAUGAGGCAAAAAGGUGAUUCUUUAAUGUAUAAAUUUGCAUAUCCCCACCCAGAAUUCCUUACAGUAGUAUCAUCACUGCACAUUUGAGAUUUCUGUGGGAAAAGCAAUUCUUGUGGCUUGACAGAUCUGUGUUUAACAAUGUAUUGAAUAUAUAUAUAUAUAGAGAGAGAGAGAGUGUAUAUAUACACAAUACAUUGUUAUAUACAGAUCUACAAACCAGUUAAUAUAGUAUACAUAGUUACCAAUCUUGCACCUUUAUAAAUAAGUAUAAAAACUCAUAAAGGAGAUGAAGGAGAGAAUAAAAUCACAGGGUGGUACAUUUAUUACAUAUACAAAACAUAAAUCUUUUUUUAUUUUUUUUUAAAACCUCACAAAGGCAGUGCACAAAUCUGAAAUAAAUGUGCAAAGCCCCCUUUUGUUAUUCUUAUACUAUAAUAGUAUUAAUAAUAAUAAUUUGUUAUUCUUACUACUUUGCUAUAUACUUUCCUCUAUGUGCCAUAUCCGCCUGUCCCCUUUUUCUCAGACAUUCCUACCUGUCCUUUUUGAAGUGCAUGAAUUGCCUCCAGUCUUCUCUGAUAGUGAACUGAAAUCUGCUCUGCACAAGUAAAGCUAAAAUAGGCUAGUUAUGACUAUAGCUGAACUGGAGAUUUCAAUUCAGAUUUUAAUUUGCUGCAAUUUGUAGAUUUAGUGAAUAACCCUUACCGUCUUCCUGUUUGUUAACUAAAAAAAAAAACAUAGUUUGGAUUAGCUGUAUCAGUCCAGUAGACAGAAUGCCAAAAUUCCAGAAUAUCGCAGUAUGCAAUGAUACUUUGUUUCUGCCUGUUGGGACAAGAAUAUUAAAAAAAAACAAAAAAACAUAUAUAAAGAAAAGGGAAAAAAGGAAACAGUGUCCCCCAAUUCCCUUUUGUUGCAAUACUUGUGCCUGAUGCACACCUUCAACAACCCCGUUGUCGUAAUAUGUCGGACUCUUACACCUUAAAGUAACACUAUAGUCACCUAAAUUACUUUAUCUAAAUGAAGCAGUUUUAGUGUAUAGAUCAUUCCCCUGCAAUUUCACUGCUCAAUUCACUGUCAUUUAGGAGUUAAAUCACUUUGUUUCUGUUUAUGCAGCCCUAGCCACACCUCCCCUGGCUAUGAUUGACAGAGCCUGCAUGAAAAAAAAACUGGUUUCACUUUCAAACAGAUGUAAUUUACCUUAAAUAAUUGUAUCUCAAUCUCUAAAUUGAACUUUAAUCACAUACAGGAGGCUCUUGUAGGGUAUAGCAAGCUAUUAACAUAUCAGGGAAUAAGAAAAUCGUAAUUAAACAGAACUUGCAAUAAAGAAAGCCUAAAUAGGGCUCUCUUUACAGGAAGUGUUUAUGGAAGGCUGUGCAAGUCACAUGCAGGGAGGUGUGACUAGGGUUCAUAAACAAAGGGAUUUAACUCAUAAAUGGCAGAGGAUUGAGCAGUGAGGCUGCAGGGGCAUGUUCUAUACACCAAAACUGCUUCAUUAAGCUAAAGUUCAGGUGAUUAUAGUGUCCCUUUAAAUACACUUUAGCUUAUUUAGCAUUCGCACUAUUUAAUUUGUCUCCCGCAUUGGAAUAACACAAUAGUGGGCUUAGUGGGCUUAACACAAUAUGGCCAUAUGUUGAAAAUGAAUCCCUAUAUUUGAGAUAGGUGAUUUUAAGUAGCCUUAUAAAAUGUAAACAUUUAUUUUAAUGUGUGAGCUCAAUUUGUAUUAUGAAUGAAUUUUGGUCACUAUGGCAUUAUCAUUGCUGCAGAAAUGCAUGUGUCCGGGUGUGACACUGAUAUUUGUCUUUUCGUUGACAGCGGUGUGUCAUUCCUGCAUUAACAGCAUUGUCGGACUGUGUGUCAAUCCUGCAUUAAUUCUGACACUAGACACUGCCUGACCAUGUUCUCUUAUGACCUUAAUAUCUUGCAUUAUGCUAAGGAGCUAGUUCCCAUGGCAUCAUUUGGGCGUCAACAACCUGCAUGUUUUGGCACAGUAUGAAUGAUGUCAGCCUAUAGGCUUUCAUCUAUCCCUUUUAAUUGUUUUCCAUGUUCUCUAUUAUGUCCUGACACGGUUUUUAAGCCCAAGACUUUGAAUUGAAACAUAGAAACAUAGAAACAUAGAAUGUGACGGCAGAUAAGAACCAUUCGGCCCAUCUAGUCUGCCCAAUUUUCUAAAUACUUUCAUUAGUCCCUGGCCUUAUCUUAUAGUUGGGAUAGCCUUAUGCCUAUCCCACGCAUGCUUAAACUCCCUUACUGUGUUAACCUCUACCACUUCAGCUGGAAGGCUAUUCCAUGCAUCCACUACCCUCUCAGUAAAGUAAUACUUCCUGAUAUUAUUUUUAAAUUGCUUGUUAUUAUUGUUUCUGAUAUUUGAUAUUAGGCCUGUGUCGACCCCAUACCAUCCAUACUCCUAACUGUGGCUGUGUGUCUAAUCUUGUAAUUUCUCUGGUAUUCUUGACCUCAACUUAUUCCUGACUUUUCUUACCUGUAUUUAGGAGUGUCUCGUCUACCCUUAGGUGUUUGCAUUAAGCCCAGUCACCUGUAAAGCCACCUCUAAAGACCUGUAACAUGCUCCAUCUUUCCUACCAUUUUACAAUGUAUCCUGAUACCAUCUCUUCCAAUUCCCCCUUCUCCAUACCACAUUAUUACCAAUACAACAAAUGCAAACUGAAGAAAAUGUAUGUGUUACUUGCUGUGGAGGUUGAAAUAUUUGCGUUUUGUCAAUUGCUUGGUGAUGUGAUUUAUUUGCUGAAAUCUCCAUGUUCUAGGUUCUAAGAAAAAAAAAGUAAUUAUCUCGUAAUCCCCCUGAGAAAAGUAUUUCCUGAUAUUGUGCACCGUCUGCACUGAUAACUGUAAGGUAUGUAUUGAUGCUAAAAGCUCUCUCAUGGAAACAUCCCCCCAAAUUAUAUUUUAAAUUCAUUAUAGUGAUAAAUACUACUAAAAUGUAACAGCCUACAUCAAUGAAUACGUUAGUAUUACUCUACGUAAAUUGCAUCGCGGUCCUAUCAGAAAUCACUUACUCUUUUAUUUGAAAAGAAAUCACUUAUUCAACAUUAUCUCUUGUUCUUCCAAUUGCAACGUAAAAGUAAACCAGAUUAGUUGCCCACUUCAAAGUAACGGGCUAAUAAUGUAUGGGUUAGUAAGCUCCCAUGGUAAAUAAGAAACUCAACCGAUGCCUGUUAUGCAGUGUAUACUGCCAUCAUAAGAUUCAUGUAUCAAGUCCCACAUAUCAACUCCCCACCAGCCCUAGAUUUUAUCACAGUCCUGCACACCGGUGCCACAAGGUCUGUCGUGGACUGCGCUCUCUGUCGGACUGCUUUUUUGCAGGAGGAGUGCGAUCUUUCUGAGUUUGUGGGUAUAGUGAUACAUCUACGCAGACACAGCUAGAUCAAACAAAGUGCCUGCAGAAUAUAGCAGAUUGCUGAAUUGGAGGGACUGUGAUAUCCCCCACCAGUCCAAAGGAGAUGGGGGAAUGAGGCUGGGCCAGUCAUAUCGUCAGAGAGCGGGGAAUCGUCUGCCUUCCCUACCUCACUUGAUGAAGCAGGCCUCAAGCUUUGUCAGCAGCAAUCACCUUCAGCUUCUGCUGAAAGUCAGUAUCGGGACCAAGAAGACCAGGGUCAUCAAAGGCUGAGGGUCUCUGCAGAAGAAGAGUAGCCGUGAUUUUAAGUACAUUUACAGGGUUUUGCCGAGAAGCCUCCACGACAUGCAUCCUGCUCAAUCGACAGCCAAGUCCCGCACCCCUUUUGAAAUAUUUUAAAUGAAAUAAUUGUUGGUAAUUAACAAAAGAAACCCACAUUUAAUUUUUAAAUUUCAUUUUUAUUUUGUCUUAUUUUAUUAUUCAAUAAAUGUUAUUCUUUAAUAAAACAAAAUAUCACUGGGUGAAUGGGAAGUCAUAAUUCUCUGCCAUGAAAAUGUUCAUAUAUUUAUUGCAUGUUUUCCCUUUUCUAUAUUAAAUUCUAUAUCAAAUUCUAUAAAUUAUAAAGUGUAAUAUUUUUUCAUAUUUGCUCUUAACAAUGUGGAAAAUUUUUGAAUUCUUUGGCAAGCAAAUUUUUAAAGAACUGAGCUUACUGUCGUUUUUCUGGGACUUCAUGUAGACGGUGCAAAGCUUGGUUUUAACCUAUUUUUCUUGUUUCUGAAACUAAAAAAAUAUAUGGUAUAAGGUAUUUAUACCAGUGCAUGGUAUAAUAUGUAUGUAAUAAUUUUCUUUUUCAGGAACAGAAGGGAUUUUUGGGGUGUGGGAUAAGGGAGGGUGUAAUGGAUCACCUGGCACCCCGACCGAGUACCUCCGUUGAAGGAUGCUCCUAGCGCUUCCUGAGGGCUCCAGGCACUCCACCAGAGACCAUAACCACCGCAGAUCCCCCGAACCCGUCUAAUAUGCACCCUGGACCUAUGACACGGCUCCAGGUUACAGUGGGUGAACUUCUGUUUCCCCAGAGAGUGAAGCAGUAACAAACUCUUAAAAGAGCUUAGUGAUUAUCCAAGGGAGUAUGGAGAGCAUAGCAAUCCCUUGUAACUGUUUCCCCCAAUAAGAGACAGGACUCUAAAUUGAGUGUGAAGUAGAACUGGUUAAUUAGCAGUUCUUUCUUAUAUACACAUUUCCCCACAAGGUUACCACCCACGUGGACCUUGGGGAACACAGGACACAAAGUUACAACAGCCAUUCAACACAGUACAGUACAGUCAGACACUCCCAGCUAAUGCACACAAACCCUCCCCUCUGCCUGUGAUACAAUUACCAAAGACAAUGGGCUAACUUAAUUAUCACAGGCAGAAAAUAUACAGUUUUACCCAAAGUCCAGAAACACCCCAAAACACAAACAUAUCCUCAUUAAUCAUACAUACCUGGAUAGCCCUGAUGGGUGAACAACAUAUACAAAAAUCACCCAGAUCAGAGCAGAGGUUCAAAAGUUUUAUGGAAGUCAUACCAACCGCAAGCAUGGCUUUCAUGCCCAAACAGCUCCACAGAUUUAGGCUGUGCAGCCGGUCUAUCUUCUCCUUUAUACUGGAGAUAAUUGGCUUAAGUGGCUGUGGUAAGCCAAUUAUCUCUAAGUCCAAAAACUGUUACAAAAACUACAUAAAAAUACAUAACUCAUAUAAAAUAAUGUUUAACUUAUAUGUCCAACAUAUCCCCAGAUAGCUUGGAUCUGAGUGCUCAAUAUGUCCGAAGAGCACUCAGAUCCCACGAAUACAGUUGCGUCGCCAUGGGGUUAAACAAUAGGAAGGGCUGAUGAGAGAUUGAGGAGGGACAAAGCAGCCCGUUUCAACUGGUCUGGCAGUGUCCCUGGGACAACGCCCUGCUGGAGAACAAUAGGACAGGAAAAAGGGGGAGGGGAAUAGGCACAUUUUCCCAUGGAAUUAAAAGGGCAGAAAAAGUGUUUUAAAAAUCCAAUAAGCCCAAAUAGACCUUUUAAAUGGCAAUACACCCCAGGGCCAUAGUCGCAGGGCAGGAGGCUGGCAAGUAGUCCCCUCCAAAAACUAAUGGAAAACUCCCUAAAGAAGGGGAGUUUGUCACAGAGGGAAAUAUUUUUACAGAGUUUCCCUGAAUUAUAUAUAGUUUAAAAGAACACUCUAUACACCUAAUGCUUGCUAAUGUGCUUUACAUGUGAAGAGUGUGCCCUCUUUAUUCCAUUUUACAAAAAGUGCAAAUUUCAACAGAAAUUGACACUUUUAUAAUCUAACCUUGUUACCGGUCCAGUUACUCCUUGAUUGUUUAGCUCAGUGAAGUUAAACUCAAGAGGCAGCAAAUGCCCAGAGCACCUGCACUGCAUACACUUCUCAUCGAGCUGCAUUGGGAAGUCUGUGAUUGGACAGUCACAAAAAGUCUGGGCAGGGUUAGUAGGGGAGGGCUUGCAAAGGCUGCAGAAGAAAUAUUGUCUUUGAAAAUUCCCCCCAAUGGAAAAAGCCAAAAUUAAGAGCAUAAAAGUUUUAAUUCGGGGUACAUAUACUAAAUAUUCUUUCUUUUGUAUUUGGGCUGUGGAUUGUCCAGUAUAUUAAAAAAAAAAAUUAUGACCCCCAAAAUUUGUGAAACAUUUUUGAGACGUAACAGUUUAUUUUGCUAUGUAAUUCUCUUUUUCAAAUCUUGAACUGAUAAACUUCAACUAAUAUGAAAUAUGAUCUGUUUGGACUUGGGUAUGAUGAUAAUUAGAAAUGUAUGCACAUUUAAUAUGUUUUUAUCUUCUCUAUUGAGAUGAUUGAAUAAUAGUGAUAUGCUGUUUUGUUACAGGAUGGCGUAUUAUGGGGAUUCUGAUGAAGAUGAGAUUUGGGAAGAAGAGACCUUGCCAGACUUUCACGAACAAGUCCUCCUCAGUAAUAAGAAGCCAAAGGAUGGAAGGCUCUAUACUAUGUUUCACGGCACAACCUUGGAAGCAGCUCAAAAAAUCAUUGCACAUGGAUUUCAGCAAUCUACUGAUGGUUUGUUAGGGAAAGGGGUCUACGUGAGCAGAGACCAAAAAAAAGCUGAACGGUAUCCUCUGGGUGAUCAACGUUACCAGGUUAUUUUAAAGCUCAGAGUGAAUGUCGGUAAAGUUAAGAAGAUAGACCAUCAGGGUCAUCCUCUGCGAAAGAUGUGGUAUAAGGAAUAUGAUACAGCUUGGGUGCCUAAAUGGUGUGGCAUAGUUGCAAGUGGGCUAGAGGAAGACUGUGUAAGAAAUCCCAAUAGGAUUAAGGUAAUAGGUGUUGUAAAAGCUCCAGGAAAGUCCAAACCUCAUCUGGAGAGAAUGAUUGACAAUAAGAAUAAAAAGCGAUGAGAACAUACAAAUUAAAAAACAAAGAUCAAUGUUUUGUUGGGGUAUUUUUCUUUAAUGUAAAUUGCAUAAUUUACAACCGGUUAAUUUUUGGCUUUUCUUUUUACAAAUUAAGAUAUGAAUUGUUUGAUUUUAUAAAUGGG